CUUCUGGAAGGUGGGGGCCCUGGGUGCUCAGGAAGAACCCCAGGCCACCUCCCCCGCCACAUCCUCCCGCCCUCCCUGGAGCCCUGACUGCCUCCUCCUGGCUCCACAGACAGCAUGAUCCGCGUUGGAACCAAUUACCAGGCUGUAAUCCCCGAGUGCAAGCCUGAGAGCCCCGCACGCUACAGCAACAAGGAGCUGAAGGGGAUGCUGGUGUGGUCGCCCAACCACUGUGUGUCGGAUGCCAAGCUUGACAAGUACAUUGCAAUGGCCAAGGAGAAGCAUGGCUACAACAUUGAGCAGGCACUGGGCAUGCUCCUGUGGCAUAAGCACGACGUGGAGAAGUCACUGGCUGACCUGGCCAACUUCACCCCGUUCCCCGACGAGUGGACCGUGGAGGACAAGGUGCUGUUUGAACAGGCCUUUGGCUUCCACGGCAAGUGCUUCCAGCGGAUCCAGCAGAUGCUGCCCGACAAGCUGAUCCCCAGCCUGGUGAAGUAUUACUACUCUUGGAAGAAGACCCGGAGCCGGACCAGCGUGAUGGACAGACAGGCUCGGCGGCUGGGGGGCCGAAAGGACAAAGAAGAGAGUGAUGAGCUCGAGGAGGGACGAGGAGCUGUGAGUGAGGGAGAGCCAGAUGCCGGAGACCCCAAGAGAGAGCCUCUGCCCUCUCGGCCUCUGAAUGCCCGCCCAGGCCCCGGGAAGAAGGAGGCCCAGGCCUCUCAGUAUCGCCACCACCCACUGAGGACGCGGCGGCGCCCCCCCAAGGGCAUGUACCUGAGCCCCGAGGGCCUCACUGCCGUGUCAGGAAGCCCAGACCUUGCCAACCUCACGCUUCGAGGCCUUGAUUCCCAGCUCAUCUCUCUCAAGCGUCAGGUGCAAAGCAUGAAGCAGACCAACAGCAGCCUCCGCCAAGCCCUGGAGGGCGGCAUUGACCCACUCCGCCCCCCUGAGGCCAACACCAAGUUCAACUCCCGCUGGACCACAGACGAGCAGCUCCUGGCUGUACAAGCCAUCCGCAGGUACGGCAAAGACUUCGGGGCUAUUGCAGAGGUGAUUGGGAACAAGACUCUGACCCAGGUGAAGACCUUUUUUGUGAGCUACCGGCGCCGCUUCAAUCUGGAGGAGGUGCUGCAGGAAUGGGAGGCUGAGCAGGAUGGGGCCCCUGGAGCCCCGGUCCCCAUGGAGGAGGCUAGGAGAGGGGCUCCCUUGCCAGCCCCAGCCCUAGAGGAAGAUGACGAGGUCCAGAUUACAUCUGUCUCAACAUCUGUGCCCCGACCCGUGCCCCCUGCGCCACCCCCCCCUCCACCUCCCACCUCCCUGUCCCAGCCACCCCCACUGCUGAGAGGCUCCAGAACACCUUUGCUGGAUGUGUUGGGCACCCCUGGCUUCACUGACGACAGAAGGGACUAG
Molecule: messenger RNA, 1410 nt
Organism: Myotis brandtii (Brandt's bat)
Lineage: Eukaryota; Metazoa; Chordata; Mammalia; Chiroptera; Vespertilionidae
Gene: RCOR2
Product: REST corepressor 2
Exons: 12
Coding region: 115-1410 (431 amino acids)
Biological process (GO): negative regulation of DNA-templated transcription; regulation of transcription by RNA polymerase II
Cellular component (GO): transcription regulator complex; histone deacetylase complex
Molecular function (GO): transcription corepressor activity
Source: RefSeq, a predicted model, not a curated record